Sordaria macrospora k-hell is the source of this 975-nucleotide messenger RNA. RefSeq lists its product as uncharacterized. Lineage: Eukaryota; Fungi; Ascomycota; Sordariomycetes; Sordariales; Sordariaceae. The record is from RefSeq and is a predicted model, not a curated record.
AUGUUAUCCCCCAACAACCACUUCACGACAUGGCUCCUCUCCAUGCUCGCUAGCACCCUCUUUGGGGUAGCAAUAGCCGAAACCAUCGUCAUCAAAGCCGAAGGUCUCGUCUUCGGUCCGGAGAUCAUCACCGCCAACAAGGGCGAUACCCUUGAGUUCCACUUUUUGCCUAGGAAUCACUCGGUUGUCAAGGGAUACUUUGGCCAUCCGUGCCAGCCCGCGACGUCGGAUAUGGAGGGACGGUUCUUCUCGGGGUUUUUGCCGGCGAAGAGUAAUGAGGAGAAUCCCUCAAUCUUCCGCGUAACAGUCGGCUCAACCGCCCCCUUCCCCUUCUACUGCUCCACCCCCUCCCACUGCUCCAAAGGCAUGAUCGGCAUCGUCAACGGCUCUCCCGACCAACUCGCCCAAUACAAAGACCAAGCAGCCCGUGAAGCCGCCGUCCAACCCGGCGGUGACUUUGCUUUCGAGAAGAUGAACCCCCCUGAUCCUUCCAAGCCUUUUGGCGGGGAACUGGUCAAGAACCCUGAUUAUGCUGCUUGGUAUGGUGGUGAUUCUGGUACUUCUUCUACUGCUACCGGUGCGGGAGCAGAGGCAACGGGGGUUGGGGCUGGGGCUGGGGGAGAUGGUUAUGGACAGCAUCCCCCCCCGCCGCCGCCUCCUCCGCCCCCGCCACCUCCGGCUGCUACGACUGCUACGGCACCUGGAAGUGGAAGUGGAAGUGGUGAGAGUACAACUGGAGCGGUGGGAGGUGUGACGGGUAGUGCUACUGGACCUUCGGUUUCUGGGACGGUGGUUACUAGUACAAGUACUGGGACGUUAACUUCUACUGUGACCAGUGGUGAGAAUGGAGUGCCGGCGGAAUCGAGUCAGCCGCCUGCUGCUAAUGGGGCGGUUGACAUGGGUAUUAAUACCGGUGGUGGUGGUGGGAUGCUUGGGUUAGUAGCUGUAGGUUGGUUGAUGGCUUUGUUGCUUUGA